Drosophila suzukii is the source of this 744-nucleotide messenger RNA. RefSeq names its product QVR superfamily protein crim (gene crim). NCBI's taxonomy places the organism in Eukaryota, Metazoa, Arthropoda, Insecta, Diptera, Drosophilidae. Gene Ontology annotation, biological process: positive regulation of voltage-gated potassium channel activity; regulation of synaptic transmission, cholinergic; sleep. The record is from RefSeq and is a predicted model, not a curated record.
CGUUGGUCACACUUCUCCGUAGGGCGUUUCUGUUCAGCUUAUUAUUUACGUUUGUGAAUUUAUCUUAUUUUGUUAAGAAACCCCGAUAUACAUUCCAUAACUUAAGUGAAAAUGCAUUCCCAGACGAAUCUCAUUGCAGUGGUGCUGCUGGCAGCUCUAGUUCACGAAGGCUCUGCAAUUUGGUGCUACCGCUGUACUUCGGCGACUCCUGGAUGUGGAGAGAAUUUUAACUGGCGGGGAAUAGGAUUCCUGGGCGAGCACUGCCCAGAGCCAAACGAUAUCUGCGUCAAGCUGAUCGAGCAACGCGGCGCCCAGGAAACUAUCACUCGCGAUUGCCUCAGCGCCCUGAGCUUCCGCAAGGACAUUCCCGCCGACAAGUACGAGGGCUGUCGUCCCGCCGCCCAUGAUGAAAAGCUGGCGAACUACGUCAACCACACGAUCAAGGAGCACGAUGUGAAAAGGGACUACUUCACGGACACCAAAUUCUGCUUCUGCUUCCUGGAUCACCGAUGCAAUGGAGCCAGUGGCCUGCAGGUGUCCGCCUUGAUGGGUCUGCUCGCCCUGGCCACUGCCCUGCUCCUUCGCUAGAAUCUCCCCCAGAGUGGAGUGCCCAAGUGCCUUACUAACUCACGAAACAACGACGAAUCUCGUCCAACAUUCCGUCCGCACACUGUACAAUUUUUUGACUGGCUUUACAGCUUUUAGAGUCUUGUUUACUCAACUAAUUAAAUACAUUUUACCAUA